Messenger RNA from Agrilus planipennis (emerald ash borer), 901 nucleotides. RefSeq lists its product as uncharacterized. The record is from RefSeq and is a predicted model, not a curated record. The coding region runs from base 69 to 569 and encodes 166 amino acids. The transcript has 4 exons. NCBI's taxonomy places the organism in Eukaryota, Metazoa, Arthropoda, Insecta, Coleoptera, Buprestidae.
UAAAACACUUACCCGUACAAAAUAUUAAUUUGAUAUUUGUGCAAUUCGUAGCCGUAAACUGUACGGUAAUGAAGAUCUUCUGUUAUAUUCUUUUGACCAUUUUAGCUACAAGCGAAAAAUGUAAUAGUGAUAGUCAUUGUAAUGGACAUGGUUGCUCUGGUGAUAGUAAAAUGGCUGAUCAACAAGAGCCUGAUAGUAAAGACGGAUUCUACGAUGAUAAAAGGAGAGAUAUAGAUAACGUUGCAGCUCGUCUCUUUCAACCACGACACAGCCACAUAAUGGAGCCUUUCGAAAGGGGUGUUCCAUCUUCAUCAAGACAUCGGCCUCCGUUCCCCCCAUUUACAAAAGAAUCACCCUUUUUCAAACCUGAGUCAGGCUCGCAUUAUCGGAGUGAAGUUUAUCCCCCCAGUAAUGGUAGUAAUCACCCACAACCAGCUGCUAACCAAUCAAAAUGUUUGAAUGUCGAGGAUCCAAACUAUCCAGCGCCAAAUCCAAAUGGUGAUUCCAAGGAUAGCAGCUGUAAGUGCGGCAAAUGUAAUGUAAUAAGCAUUAAUGUUAACAUUGAUUAGAGUACAUUGGACUAAAAUUAUUAAACUUUUAUUUUUAUUUUUUAUUUUAAGUAACCUUUUUCUUUGAGUGUAAGUCAUGUUACUAUGAGUUAAAACUAUUAUUUACAAUGUAAGUAUCUUUUUAUUACUUGAAAAUCAAAAAUUUGUUUUUGUAAAAAGGCAAAGCGUAUGUCAUGUCAAAAAUGAUAUUUUUGACGUCUUGAUCAUGGUAAAGACAAUUAUUUGAAAGCUGUAGGCGGGCAAAGAGGAUACAGUUUUAAGGUAUUUUAAAUGCAUAAGUAUUUCUCCUAAUUUUCUUCCUAUUGGAUAACAAGUUUAAAUAUACAUGAAUU